This is a messenger RNA of Cladophialophora immunda, 5207 nucleotides long. RefSeq lists its product as uncharacterized. The transcript has a single exon. The record is from RefSeq and is a predicted model, not a curated record. Lineage: Eukaryota; Fungi; Ascomycota; Eurotiomycetes; Chaetothyriales; Herpotrichiellaceae. Bases 229 to 4647 code for a protein of 1472 amino acids.
CGACGAGGCGUCGUGGGCGUCUUCUUUACCUCCUUGGAUCUCAACCCUGGUAGGGACUCGAAGUCGUACGGCAGGACCGACACUUAGUCCACGAACAAACUUUCCUGACAGGCACAAAAUCGAGCCUCUCAUGCGCCAUCACCGGUCGCACAUGUCAACACGGGUGGUGGAUGGGUUCAGGCGAAGAGGCAACGGCAUGAGAAGGAGGUGGCUGGCUGGUUGCUCUGAAUGGACCAUAUUGGAAGGCCUGUGAUGUCUUAUCAUUUGCAUACGGGCUUCGGUGGAUCUUACAAUUCGCAAGAAGAGAACAUCAACAACUCCUACAGUUCUGGAGGACAUGAAAGUGCGAACAACCGAUACCCCACUCAUGCGUCCUAUCCCAGGGAUAUUCGACAACCACACGCCAGUGCCUCCGGCUAUGAUUGGGCUGUACAACACCAGCAGAACUUUCCGAAUAGCGCGGACCAACGAACGGCGUAUAAUACCAACGCCUGGGACGAUAGGAGGACGCAAAUCACACCUGACGACGACCGGACCCGGCAAGGCCAGCACGCGACACAGGCUGCGGCAGGUGGUGGCGGCAGCGGACACGCUUAUUACAAUCCUACACCCUCAAACUUGGCGGGGCAGAACAACAAUUCACGUUUGAAUAAUCUGGCAUAUGUAUCGGGAUUGGAUGACACGGCUUUGCAGCGACACGAGCAUCACCAGCAACACUCAAGUACAGCUUCGACUGUAAACCAUCCUUCAACUGCGGUGAAUCGCGUACGGUCCCCAGCCACAACUCACAGCACAUCGCGGUAUGAGAACGCCCAGCCUUCAACGUACGGGUAUGGGAGUGGUCUUCCCUCCCAAAAUCAGCAAAACCCAUUGUUAGGAGCACUAACAGCGUUUGAUGGGGCUGUUAACGCCCGCUUUCAACAGGGCUCAGCCGCAAUGGGAGGUCAUUCGUCAACUUCGCCAGUGAUGGAGAACUCUAGUUCGAGACAACAAUUCUCCCAGAGAGCGGCCUCACCGUACUAUCAACCUCAGGUCACCAAGACGCAAGCCCAGGGUUGUCGGUCCUCUACCACGUCCCAGGCCAACUAUGGGAGAACUACCUCGGCAGCGUCGACUACUCAGGAGAAAGCCCGGCAGAUUGCAAACAUCAGUCAGCACAGAAGAGGACCAAGUAUGGAGUCCUCGCAUGGCAAUGCGCAACCUCAAGUUCAAAUGGUAAAGAGUAUCUCGAACCUCCUUACUCUCUCGGCGGAGGAGCCGCCGCGGAGUCAACAUUCGGCAGCACUUGAACCGCAGUCGAUGCCGAAUUAUAUUGACCCUAGCCAGGUAUUCAAUCCGUUCCAUAAGGAACAUGAGAGGAGGCGGAGAGAAAUAGCUGCUCAAGCUGAAGCCGCAAUGAGGCGAAAGGCAGAAGAAGAAGUUGCCGCGAAAAGGAAAGCCGAAGUAGAAGCGAUAUCUACAGCGGAGAAUCGAGAGCAAUUGACCAGAGCUCCAGCUGCAGUUACAGCUACUCCCAAUAUCACUAAAGCCAACAAAAUGGCGAAUCAGACGAAACAGACCAAAAGAACCACUUCUCCGGUCCAGAAACCUUCUGAAAAUGAACAUCAGCCCGAUAGACAACCAAAUUCCAUGGACGGCGAGGCGGAUAUGGCGGCUGGACUUAAGGUUAUGAUGGAAAAGAUGCAAGAGUUUCGAAAUAAAGAUCCUGCCCUUUUUCAAAAGCUCUGGGACGAUAUGCGAAACACAUCAUCGGUCCCGUCAGUCCCGUUACAAUCUCCUUCCCCUCAGAUAAGAACACAGCAGGCCCUUCCGACCACCCAAAGCCGACCUAGGCCGAAUGGAUACCGAGUUGUCGUUGAGAACAAUCCGGAAGGAUUGCCUGACUUAGGGCGCUUCCCUGCUGAACGACGUAUCAGAGGGACAUACAAUAACAAGACCUCGUCCGAAACUGAGACCGCGACCGUUAAAGAAGCCAAAUCGACCGGACCUAUCCCGAUCUCCAAACAAGAAACUAUCACAACUCCUGCUGAGCAACGAACUUCAACUCCAGCAGUACCGUCAAUUAAAAAGACAGUCCUCCUCUCACAAGGCUUCCCGCCUCCUCAGUCAACCGGGGAGACUAUGUGGCCCGAAGAUAAACGGAAUACUCUCGCACAAGUAGCCGUCAGAUUUCUCAAAGCUAGCCCCGAAAAUAAGGAAAGCGAGAUCACCACUGAAGACAUUCAUACGAUACUCGAACAGAAUCCGAGUUAUACUGAUUUGUGUCUAAUGCUCGAGAAAAAGGGCCUUAAAUUUCAUCGAGGUCAGUUCGCGAGACAACUUCUAAGCGACGUACCACAGCUGAGAGGGCCAUUGAAGACUCCGCUUCCUCAAGCUCCUCCCGCUCCGUUGGCUUCUCAGGCCCCGGUCCCGGCACCAGCUCUCGAGAUUUCUGCCGCUUCAGCUCAGUCAGCUGUCAUGCCUCCGGGGCCGUUACCGGUCAAUACCCCCGCUCCUCCUCCUCAUAUUCCUGCUUCUGCACCUACUCCCGGCGCUGUUCCUGUAAUAAAGUUCAACACCGGGUUUCAGGCGGCAAGACAAUCUCCUUUUCGCGGCCACCCGCCCGCUUCUCUACAUGGUCAAAUGCAGCGACCAAAGCCUACUAGGAACCACCACCAACCUCGCGCAGAACCCACGCCCGGUUCGAAGGAAGCAAUGGCACGAAAACGUGACUUCUCGGAGUUAGUCGAUCUGACAGCAUUGAGCGACAACGAGGACUACGUGAUGUCGAAGAAACAGGCACGAGUCGACAGCCCUUCUCCUGAACCGACAGAUCUAUUUCAGAAGCAUCAGGACCAGCCCUCACAUGCACACCCACCUCCGCUUCCUGUCCCAUAUACGGGCCCAGGGUACCCAGCUCCACUUCGGUUUGACCCCAGAUUCCCUCAACAGCCACAAGGUUAUGUUCCAUUACCUCAUUAUCCACCACCUCACCUUCCUGCGCCCUCAGUUGCGCCGCCACCACCGCCGCAGCCACAUCGGCCCAUCAGAAUACUUGCUAAACCUAUCAAUAAGCAGGAAGCCCUGCGCAAGACCUAUUAUGACGCCAAGACAGUAGCUAGGGACGUUCUAAUUGCUGCUGGCAGACAUCCUACUGAACGGCCACUCAAUGCGCACAUGGCAGGUCUUCUGGGGAAAUAUGUUGAAUUUGACUCUGAUCUAAGCACCUUUGACUGGAACGCAAUAGAUCCAGGUGGACCCCUAGCACCCCAAGUUCCCUACGCCGAUGUCCCGACCGAGCCUCCUCGAUUUCGUCUGGGAGAAGCAGGGAUCCGGCGUAGAGGCCAAGUCCCGCCUCCGCAGUCUGAGACUGUCCAGAAAGGCUUGUUACCGGAUCAGGGAAAGCGCAGAAUGUCCCCGCCUGCGCUCGCACCUGUAACCGCGACCGCGACCGCGACCGCGACCGCAACGAGCACAGUUGGACCUCCUGCACCAAAAGUCAAGACAAGACCUCCGCAGCCCCCGUCUCCUACAUCACUCUCGCAAGUCAGCACGAAAUUGCAAAGUCCUCGUGUGUCCCUUCGCUCUCAAGCUAGAGAGACGGAGAAGGUGAUUCCGAAGUCGACUCCGAAGUCGGUAAUUCCUCAGAAGCGAAGGCAGAGCCUCAUUUCCUCAAACAGCUCUCCUGUCUCAGAUCGAAGGCAGUCGACUCGAUCUGCGUCAACUCAAGUGCCUUCGACGGUGGAAUCAAAGACAAUGAGCACUGGCGUAUUUUUCUCAAGCGGGAAGAGACGAGGGCGGCCUCCUGGAGCCAAAAACCUCCAGCCUACCGUUACAACGAUGAAGAAGGCCGCAGUCCAGGAAUUAUCUUCGAUUGAAGUCACCAUUCCUUCACCUGCUUCGCCAAGCCUUCCUGUUUUCAAAUGUCGAUGGCGGGGUUGUAAGGCACAUCUUCACAAUCUCAAGACGCUCCAAAACCAUAUCUCAAAAGUCCACCGACCGACGGCGGAGGUGCUCAAAGAAGACGGCGGUUACAUCUGCUGGUGGAAGAGGUGUGAAUACCUUGUAGAUGACGGCGAAGGCUCUCUUCGUCCCUCUGAAAUAUUUGACAACCUGAAAGACUGGCUCGGACACAUUGAGGAGCACAUGAAAGAAGUGGCGUCCAAAAUCGGGGACGGUCCAACAACAAAGAUCAUCGGUAAGGAAACCAGUGCUGCACCAAAAACCUUUGAUGUCUCAAGAUUCGUCUUUGAUCCUCCCUCACAACCUUCUUCGACUUCCUUCACUAGAACAAUUUCUCACACAGAUCCUCAGACCCUCCUCCGUGACAAAGUCCGCUACCUAUCAGACGAACAGGGGAGGAUAACCACUCCUGACGUGUCGGUCAAGUCCGUACAAGACGCCUUGGAACCUGACACGAUGACGCUACUGAAAGCCGAACGCAGCGAUGCAGAGAAACAAGCCCAAAAAAGUUUUAUGAAGACACACCGCACGGAGAAGAGUAGCCCGAGGGCCGUCGCUGAAGAAACUCUGAAAGCCAUGGCAGCAAGAAAGGCGAAAAUCGGGCCUGGGAUCGACCGUGGUGGGUGUAUACUGGUGAACGAGGCGAGGAGGGCCACGUUGAUUCAAAACCCGGGAAUCCAGAGGGUGGUCGAUGGGGAUUAUUGACGACACAUCACGCAAGUCACGAAGAUGAAGGAGCAUGUCGCCUCCCCAGCGCAGCGCGCUGCUUGCGAUCUGCAGGGGUUAGAUAACAUGGUUCCUGUUAAACGACGACACUCUGCAAACAGAUAUGCUUACUUCGACGAGAUGUGUGGCGAGACAUACAGUGGGAAAAUCGGCCCUGGUGGACGAGCCUCUACGCCAGCACAAGUCGUCUUGUUUGCCUCGUCUAUCUCUAUGCCAUGGAUGAUCUAAGAAUGAGCUCCACAUGAAAUGUGGGACACCCAGUCGAGCAAGCUUUGUGUCUUCUCCAACCCAGGCUCGGAUGUUGAAAAAUAGCUGAGGUGCAUAAUCACAGAAAUUGGUGCUGGUGAUCCAUUUGCGGCACAGCGAAAGCAUGGUAAACUUAGGGCUUAUUCGUCGGCUGGUAUGGAUACAGUAGCUCAACGUGCUUUUCCCAAGGGUUCCUUUUUAUUUUUGGUCUGAAGGUCUCCCAGUGCCGUGCAGUCGCGCGGGAGUAGUAAUACAUAUUUUUACAUGAGGACCGUUAGGAACUAAGAUUCGAU